AUGUCUGAAGGCGCGAGUGCAGACGCUGCGGUCGAACAGGUGACACAGGAAGUGAAGGACGUCAAGCUGGAGAACGGGUCCGCUCCUGGUGCAGUCAAUGGAACGGGCAACAAAGCUGAAGGGGCCAUCUCUCUAAAGGAUGCGUUCAAAGCUUUUUCUAAAUUUGGGGAUCCAAAAUCGGAUGGUAAAACGAUAACAUUGUCACAAAGCGACAAAUGGAUGAAGCAAGCAAAGGUAAUUGAUGGAAAGAAAAUCACUACGACAGAUACCGCGAUUCAUUUCAAAAAACUAAAGACUCUGAAGCUUGGCAUUGAUGACUACCAGAAAUUCCUGGAAGAUUUGGCUAAAAGUAAAAAGGUGGAGUUAGAAGAGAUCAAGAAGAAGCUCACGAGCUGUGGGCAGCCGGGCGUCUCAUCACACGUGACCAAGUCUCCAGCGGCCGCAGCAGCAGUUGACCGGUUGACAGACACCAGCAAGUACACGGGCUCCCACAAGCAGAGGUUCGACGAGACUGGCAAAGGCAAGGGCAUCGCUGGCAGGAAGGACCUGGUCGAUGCCUCGGGCUACGUGUCUGGCUACCAGCACAAGGACACGUACAACAAGUCCCACUAG
Spodoptera littoralis (African cotton leafworm) is the source of this 612-nucleotide messenger RNA. Lineage: Eukaryota; Metazoa; Arthropoda; Insecta; Lepidoptera; Noctuidae. The record is from the annotation of a GenBank genome assembly.